UCCUAACUCACUCUGUGUACAUUGAUUUGAGGGCUGUCGCAAGCCGCCCUUGUCGUCAAAUCGAAAGCAAAAAAAAAGCUAGUGUUGUGAUUAGAAAUCGAAGUUUUCAUCUGUUGUGUAAGCUUCGAUAGCACAAGUUUGCCAUCGGAAAGAUUCUCACUCAAAAGGGCGGUAAUUUGGUUCAGUUGAUGCACCGAACAGACGGGUGAAAUACUGCAAAAUGGCUUCGACAAGCUGGUUUUCGCAACAAGAGAAACCUUCGCCAGAUUGUUCCCUACUGAACGACACCAACACCGGGCAGCGGUUCUGCCGGCUGUGUCUAUCUAAGGAGCAGCAGCUUAGGCCACUUUUCCCACCAGACGGGUUGCCGGAUGAGACAUUGUUGCAGCGAAUUCUGAACUGUUUAACAAUUUCGCUUUCCUUUGACAAAGACUACGACUCGUUCAUUUGUCGGAUUUGUAUCCAGGAGGUUACCAAGUUCUUUUUCUACAAAGAACAGUGUCUGACGAAUGAUUCGAUUUUACGGGGCUAUCGAAAAUCGGAUAAGAACCCCUUUGCUGGAGAUGAAACCGAGACCGACAACGUCAAUGGUGAUAGCGACAGCGAAGAAGAAUUUGACGGGGAUCCUAUUGAUUCGGAUGAAUUUGAUAUUCGGGACGUUGAGGAUGACGACAAUGGGUUUGGUGAGGGGAACGAACACGAUGAUGAGGUUGAUGAUGAUGAUGAUAGCAGAGAAGACGACGGGGACGACGACGAAGACUAUGAUGACGAACCGAUGCAGAUGUCGGGGGGUACGUUGAAACCGCUACCGAAACAACGAGCUCGCAGAGACAACGUCCAGGACUACUAUCAUGGAGGAUUCCGAUAUACUUGUGCCACCUCCCGAGCAAACGGGAAAGUGCAUUGGCGGUGCAUGUACAAGUCUAAGCUCAAAUGCCGUGCAGCAAUUCUCGUGGCUUCCGAUGGAACAGUUACUAGAGGUCCAAAUCGGCACAAUCACCAUGCGGACAGUAAACCGACGGUUCACCAACCAUCGAAUGGACGUAUUGUCGAUGUUCACACAGGCAAGAAGGUGACCUUUCGAUUGAUUACGAGCGAUCGCAGCAGAAUAAAUCAUAUGCAAAUCGUUUGCGAUGGGUACAAGUUCCGCUACGCGAGAACUACACAAAAACAGACAACCUAUUGGCGAUGCAUGAAACACAAUGGGAAGGAAAACUGCAAAGCGGUGCUCUCUUUCAAAAUGGACUUUAGCAGUUGCUCGUCGAAUGGGCAUUUACAUAACCAUCCGGCACAGUACAGUGUCGAAGCGCCGGUGCAAACCACAACCAACGAUGAUUUUCCACCGAAACCGCAGCUGAUGAUCUGCACCAAUGGCAAGACUGGGAAGUUGUCGAAUGGCCCCAAUCAGAAAGGCCGUUGGAACGUGAUGCUUCACAAUAAUUACGAGUUCGGAUUUCCCCGGGCCGAUCGGAUGAACAUGCGCUGGGCUUGCUACAAGAAAAGCUCGUUCAACUGUCCGGCCAAUCUGUACACGAACCGGGGCGGCCGGGUCGUCAAGGAAAGCGAAUGGGCACACAACCAUGGCCCAGGGGAUGACUACGAAAAGAAUGCCAUCAUCGAGGGUUACAUGUUGGACGCCAAAACCAACGAACAGAUUCCGUACAAACUGAUCCCAGGGAAGCGGGGUCAGCGUUUUGUCGUGCACAAUGGCUACCGAUACUCGUCGGAUCGGUUGAUCAGCGAUGGUCGGAUUGCGUGGAAGUGUACGAAGUGUAAGGUGUUUGUUGUCAUCGCCGGUCGGUUCGGAACGAUUGAAGAUCGCGGCAUAGAACACGAACAUGAGCGGGACGAGAACGACACACUUUUAGGGCAACAGGACGAAUUGACACCGUUGACGGAUGAUUUGGCACAAAUGGUCGAACUCGACGUGAAACGCGAGCGACUUGAAGACAAUGACGAUUAUGAUGAUGAUGAUGAUGAUGGUGAUGGAAACGAGGAACAGCCGAAUGAGAAUGGAAACGAUAAAUUAGAAGCCAACGAUGAUUUGUUCAUUAUUCCGUAAGUCGCGUUCGGUUGUGGUGAGCGUUUGUGUACUGAUAGGUUUAGAGUAAUCAAUUUCCAACCUGAUAGUCAUUAGAGUCGUAAGCUGUAAGGAAUUAUUAAUAAUCUCAUUUAUUUAGCUCCGGCUUUUAAGCUGCGAGGAACUCGAGAAUACAUUUUGACUUUUGUGCUCGUUUAUUGCAUUAACAUUGAUUGUAAAUAUAGA
Malaya genurostris is the source of this 2266-nucleotide messenger RNA. RefSeq lists its product as uncharacterized. The transcript is spliced from 3 exons. Bases 221 to 2062 code for a protein of 613 amino acids. Gene Ontology annotation, cellular component: nucleus. Gene Ontology annotation, molecular function: zinc ion binding. The record is from RefSeq and is a predicted model, not a curated record. NCBI's taxonomy places the organism in Eukaryota, Metazoa, Arthropoda, Insecta, Diptera, Culicidae.